AUGUCCGAGUCUCCACUGAAAGAAGAUCCCCACCCGGGUUCUCCAGUCGAGGCCACGCGAAAUGAGACUCCUGAUGUUUCAAACCAAGUUGCUGUUCCCGAAAAGACCGUUCCGAGCAAGAAAAAACUGGUCUACUCUGAUGAUCCAGAGACGCUACAGAACGAACUUGGUUUAGCACCGAGAUCGAUUGUGUUGGCUAAAGUGAAAGGGUACCGUGCAUGGCCCGCCAUGGUUUUGGCGUACGAUAUCCUUCCUGAGAAUAUCAAGAAGAUGAAGCCUAAGUCAGUAAAACAAGCCAAGAAAUCUCCCACUCCGGUUAUCGUCGUUCCUGUUCGCUUUUUCAGUGACGACACAUACAUAUGGAUAAAGUCUGUGGACUUGAAGCCGUUGCUGUCGGAGGAUAUCCAGACAUUCUUGGAUAAGAGAGCCAACGCCAAAAAACAUGAUCCUUUGAUAGACGCUUAUAAUCUUGCGAAGAAUCCACCGGAUAUGGACGAAUUCAACCGCUGGGGGUCACAGGGCCCGCCUCCAGAAGUUUCAGAAACAACAGAUGACUUGAUGUUAGAAGAGAGUGAAGAAGAAGCGAACGAACCUGCGAAGAAAAAGCUUAAAAUUAAGUUGCCUGCUCGCAAGCCGGCGAAAAAAGCCGCAAAAAGCAAACCAUCGAAGCGUCAAGAGAAAGAAGAUCCAGGGUUUGCUGACUACGCGGAGUUCGAAAAGGAAUUGGAUGACUUGGAGCUGCCCUCUGAAGAAUACGACUCGGAUUGGGGAACUGAAGAAGCAAAUCAUAAUUUCGACACAGGGGACUACAUAUUUGAAGAAGAAGAAGAGCAAAAACAUUUUGAAGAAGAGUUCCCGUCGGCAGCUACUUUAACGCAGACGCUUACCCAUUACACCAAAUACUUGGACCAAGUGCACAAAAACAUUUCGCCUAAGCUACUUCUGGGAGAAUUUUCUGAAAAGGAAGUCUUGGGCGAGAUUCUGAAAAUUGAAAAACAUCUAUCUCGAGGCGAAAUGCCUCUUGUUGCCUUCACACGCUCUGCGUUGUUUAGGUCGCUCUUGCUUGUUCUCCAUAAGCCGAAACAGAAGUUCUCCCUGCGAUCUGUUCGUGGCGCCAUUGAGCGUCUUUUUAAAUUAUUGUCAUUGGAGCCUGCCACGUUGACGAUGGAGGACCUUGUGAUUCCUACUCCAGAAGAGACACCAGCACCAGAUAAGGAACUUGCCAGUCAAAAUGGAACUGACGUGAAGGAGGAGACAGAAGGAGACGAAAUAGAUAUCGAGAAAGACGAACAAAACGAGGAACCGAAGGAAAAAGACAUCGAAGAAAAAGUCGAAGGAAACGUCGAAGGAAACGUCGAAGGAAACGUCGAAAACGUCGAAGAGAAUGAAGAGCACGGCAAAGAAACUAGCAAAGAAGACGAAGUAAAUUCAGAGAACAAGAAUGAAGACCAAAUUGAAACGGUGAAAGAAGAAGUGGACAAUUAA
Messenger RNA from Clavispora lusitaniae ATCC 42720, 1485 nucleotides. RefSeq lists its product as uncharacterized. NCBI's taxonomy places the organism in Eukaryota, Fungi, Ascomycota, Pichiomycetes, Serinales, Metschnikowiaceae. The record is from RefSeq and is a predicted model, not a curated record.